AUCAGGCCAUCGCUUGGCGGCUCCAGCGAAGCGAACGCGAAUCAGUUUGGUGUGAAGUGGCUGUCCAAGCAGACGCACGUUAAGCCCACUCCUUUAACUAGAUUCCUUUGCGCCUUGCCGCUUUACCCUGCGUGAUUCGCUACGUGACUUAAGUGAUAGACGCCUGCUGCAAAAAAAAACAGUGAGACAGUGUUGAAUCGAUAAUUCGAUUUUUGUGCUCCUCCGUCCCGUCCUCCGUUUUCUCAGCGUAACCGAAAAAUCGGUUCGAAUUAAUUAACCCCCGUCAGAAACAAAACCACUGCGACACUCUCGCGCGAUGCCACGACCGGUGAAAUUCUUCUAUGAUCUUCUUUCGACGCAAUCGCGUGCCCUGUACAUGUUUUUCGAGGCCACCAAAAUUCCGUACGAUCCGAUUCCGGUAUGUGCCACCAAAGGUGAAAACCAGACGGACAAAUACAAGCAGGCUCUCGGGAAGUUCGAGCAUGUUCCCAGCAUAAUCGACGAUGGUUUCAAACUAUCGAACGGAGUGACCAUUCUAAAGUAUCUGAUCCGAGAGAAGCUCAUCCCCGAUCACUGGUAUCCGCGCAGUCGGAGAGACCGCGCCCAAAUCGAUGAGUAUCUCGAGUGGCAUCUCGACAAUCAUUCGAAAGUUUUAAAUGCUUUCGUGCAACCGAAGCAACGUUCUGCUAACCAACGAACCAGCGAAGAAACACUCCAAGAAUAUCGACAGCUAGUGACCGAAAGCCUGGACCACCUGGAGCGGGAUUGGAUCGCACCGGGACGGUUUAUAUCCGGCGAGAAGAUCAGCAUUGCGGACAUUCUGGCCGCUUGCGAAGUAGAGCAGCCUAAGAUUGUCGGUCUCGAUCCACUCGAGGGUCGACCCAAGCUGGCGGCAUGGCUCGAGAAGGUGCGCUACACCAUGACACCGUACUACCAGGAAGCGCAUAAAGAUUUCUACAAACUCAGUAAGCAGAAAGCGGUUCUGAGAAACUGAGGUUCGGUGGUUCGAACCAUUUUUUUUUGUUAGGUUUAUAUGUAUAUUAUAGAUGUUAGAAUACUUUGUAGAUAUAGAUAUUUCUCGGUUAAGUUUGCGGUUUGAGUGAAUUUUCCAUGUAUGAUAUGUAUCAUCAAAAUUAUACCUCUAAAUGGAGCAGAAAAUUCGCAAUAAAUAACCAAUCUGAAUAAUUUUCAA
Messenger RNA from Toxorhynchites rutilus septentrionalis, 1192 nucleotides. RefSeq names its product glutathione S-transferase theta-2-like. The record is from RefSeq and is a predicted model, not a curated record. Gene Ontology annotation, biological process: glutathione metabolic process. Gene Ontology annotation, molecular function: glutathione transferase activity. NCBI's taxonomy places the organism in Eukaryota, Metazoa, Arthropoda, Insecta, Diptera, Culicidae. Gene Ontology annotation, cellular component: cytoplasm. Bases 317 to 994 code for a protein of 225 amino acids. The transcript has 2 exons.